AUGGAUGGUUGUCAAUACCUGCCUUUUCGGGCCCAAUUACGGAGGGACAAAAACAUGGGCUCGGCUUUUGUUGUUGUUCAGUUCAGCCAGCCUCUUUCCAUGUCCACCUACCAAAUCCGGUUUAGUCUCCUUCCUUUAGGAUUCCCUAACUUGGAUUCUGGCCGUGUUGACGAACCGGCCAAUUGUGUCCACAGUAUUGGUGUUUUUUUUUUGUUUACUAAUGAUCCAUGGGGAUGUCAGGGGGAUGGAUGGAUGACCAAAAUACCCUCCCUUAUCGGUGUUCGCCGUUUAAUCAACCGCAUCAUGGCGAUUCCUCUCCUGCAUGUGGCCCCCCGACAAUGUACAUAUUCGGUAUCCGAGACCGAAGUAUCCCCAUCUUUUCAUAACUUCGCUACUGUCGCAAAUGACGACUACCAAACACCACUUAGUCUACCUCUCCCAUAA
Messenger RNA from Aspergillus niger, 444 nucleotides. RefSeq lists its product as hypothetical. Bases 1 to 444 code for a protein of 147 amino acids. Lineage: Eukaryota; Fungi; Ascomycota; Eurotiomycetes; Eurotiales; Aspergillaceae. The transcript is spliced from 5 exons. The record is from RefSeq and is a predicted model, not a curated record.